ACCGAGCGCACUUGCGCACUCCCUGAGUCGCGCGGCCGCUCGAGCUUUGAGAUGAAGCGUGUUUUCUUACUACUAGAAAAGACAUUGCUUGGCACACCAAUACAGUUCACCUGGCAAAAAACAUCAGGAAACUACCUUGCAGUAGCAGGAGCGGAUCAUAUUGUGAAAAUCUUUGAUCGCCAUGGUCAAAAAAGAAGUGAAAUUAACUUACCUGGUAACUGUGUUGCUAUGGAUUGGGAUAAAGAUGGAGACAUCCUAGCAGUGAUUGCUGAGCAGUCUAGUGGCAUCUAUCUAUGGGAUGCCAACACAAAUAAGGCCAGCCAGCUAGACAGCGGCAUGAGGGAUCAAAUGUCUUUCCUCCUUUGGUCAAAAGUCGGAAGUGUUCUGGCUGUUGGAACCGUUAAAGGAAACUUGCUUAUUUAUAAUCGACAGACGUCUCGAAAGAUACCUGUUCUUGGAAAACAUACUCAGAGAAUCACAUGUGGAUGUUGGAAUGCAGAAAAUCUACUGGCAUUAGGUGGCGAGGAUAAAAUGAUCACAGUUAGUAACCAGGAAGGUGACACAAUAAGACAGAAACAGGUGAGGGCAGAGCCCAGCAACUUGCAGUUUUCCCUGAUGAGGACUGAUGAACGACCUGCCGCGUCUGAAAGCACAAUAAGUGUGGUGGUUGGCAAGAAAAUGCUAUUUCUUUUUAAUCUGAAUGACCCAGAUGACCCAGUUAGUUUAGAAUUUCAGCAGGGCUAUGGCACCAUUGUCUGCUAUACUUGGUAUGGUGAUGGCUACAUCAUGAUUGGUUUUUCACGCGGAACUCUUUUGGUGAUUUCUACUCAUACCCAAGAGAUUGGCAAAGAAGUAUUUCAGACUAGUGAUCAUAAAGAUAACCUAACCAGUAUUGCAGUAUCACAGACCCUUAACAAAGCUGCAACGUGUGGAGAUAAUUGCAUUAAGAUCCAUGACCUGGCAGAAUUAAAAGACAUGUAUGCUAUCAUCAACCUGGACGAUGAAAAUAAAGGGUUGGACACCUUGGCCUGGACAGACGAUGGUCAAUUGCUGGCAUUGUCCACCCAGAGGGGCUCACUCUACGUUUUCCUGACCAAGCUUCCCAUCCUCGGGGAUGCCUGCAGCACGAGGGUUGCUUACCUCACCUCGCUCCUUGAGGUCACUGUGGCCAACCACGUUGAAGGAGAGCUGCCAAUCACAGUCUCUGUGGACGUGGAACCCAACUUUGUAGCCGUCGGUCUCUACCAUCUGGCAGCGGGAAUGAAUAACCGAGCUUGGUUUUACGUCCUUGGAGAGAAAGCUGUGAAAAAAUUGAAGGAUGUGGAGUACUUGGGCACCGUGGCCAGUAUCUGCCUGCACUCUGACUAUGCUGCUGCGCUUUGUGAGGGCAAAGUCCAGUUACAUUUGAUAGAAAGUGAAAUUUCAGAUGCUCAAGAAGAACGGGAGACUCGGCUCUUCCCAGCAGUGGAUGAAAAGUGUCGGAUUUUGUGCCAUGCCUUAACUAGCGAUUUCCUCAUAUAUGGUACUGAUGCUGGUGUCAUUCAGCAUUUCUACAUUGAAGACUGGCAAUUUGUAAACGAAUAUCGACAUCCUUUCGGGGUGAAAAAGAUUUUUCCUGAUCCAAAUGGGACAAGAUUGGUUUUCAUUGAUGAAAAGAGUGAAGGAUUUGUCUAUUGCCCAGUUAAUGAUGCUACUUAUGAGAUUCCCGACUUUUCACCGACAAUUAAAGGUGUUCUCUGGGACAACUGGCCAAUGGACAAAGGAGUGUUUGUUGCGUAUGAUGAUGAUAAGGUGUACACGUACGUUUUUCACAAGGAUGUUAUCCAAGGCUCCAAGGUCAUUUUGGCCGGUGGCACCAAAGUCCCCUUCUCCCAUAAACCUCUGCUGCUGUAUAACGGAGAACUGACGUGCCAGACGCAGAGCGGGAAAGUCAACAACAUCUUCCUCAGCACCCAUAGCUUCUGCAACUCUCUGAAAGACGUGGGGCCGGAGGAGCUGAGGCAAAUGCUGACCCAGACGCUAAUGCUGAAAAGGUUUCCAGAUGCCUGGGAGAUGUGCAGGAUCCUGAAUGACCAUGCUGCCUGGAAUGAGUUGGCCAAAGCCUGUCUGCAUCACAUGGAAGUGGAGUUUGCAAUCCGAGUGUAUCGGGCCAUUGGGAAUGUUGGCAUGGUGAUGUCCUUGGACCAAAUAAAGGGAAUAGAGGACCACAACCUUUUGGCAGGACAUCUUGCCAUGUUUACUAAUGAUUUCAACCUGGCUCAGGACCUGUACCUGGCGUCCAGCUGCCCCAUGGCUGCCCUGGAGAUGAGAAGGGAUUUACAGCACUGGGACAGUGCUUUGCAGUUAGCAAAGCGUUUGGCCCCAGACCAGAUACCAUUUAUAUCCAAAGAAUAUGCUAUUCAGCUUGAAUUCACGGGUGAUUAUGUAAAUGCUUUGGCUCAUUAUGAGAAAGGGAUAACAGGUGAUAAUAAGGAACACGAUGAGGUAUGUCUGGCCGGAGUCGCCCAGAUGUCCAUUAGGAUGGGAGACAUACGGCGAGGAGUUAACCAAGCCCUCAGACAUCCCAGCAAGGUCCUGAAACGAGACUGUGGAGCCAUCCUGGAGACUAUGAAGCAAUUUUCAGAAGCAGCGCAACUGUAUGAAAAAGGUCUGUACUAUGACAAAGCCGCAUCCGUGUACAUCCGCUGCAAGAACUGGGUAAAAGUUGGUGAGCUUCUGCCUCAUGUCUCCUCUCCGAAGAUUCACUUGCAAUAUGCCAAAGCCAAAGAAGCGGAUGGAAGAUACAAAGAAGCUGUUGUGGCUUAUGAGAAUGCAAAACAGUGGACCAGUGUCAUCCGCCUCUACCUGGACCACCUCAACCGUCCAGAGAAAGCCGUCAGCAUCGUGCGAGAGACCCAUUCUCUGGAUGGAGCCAAAAUGGUAGCCAGGUUUUUCCUGCAGCUAGGUGACUACGGGUCUGCCAUUCAGUUUCUUGUCAUGUCCAAGUGUAACCAUGAAGCCUUCACCCUGGCUCAGCAGCACAACAAAAUGGAGAUCUACGCAGACAUUAUUGGCUCUGAAGACACGGCAAACGAAGACUACCAGAGCAUCGCCUUACACUUUGAAGGGGAAAAGAGACAUUUUCAGGCCGGAAAGUUCUUCUUGCUGUGCGGCCAAUAUUCCCGAGCACUUAAACACUUCCUGAAAUGCCCAAGCUCAGAAGAUAACAUGGCAAUAGAAAUGGCCAUUGAAACUGUUGGUCAGGCCAAAGACGAACUGCUGACCAGUCAACUGAUUGACCACCUCAUGGGGGAGAGCGAUGGCAUGCCGAAGGAUGCCAAGUACCUGUUCCGCUUGUACAUGGCUCUAAAACAAUACCGGGAAGCUGCCCGCACUGCCAUUAUCAUUGCCCGGGAGGAGCAGUCUUCAGGCAACUAUCGGAAUGCGCACGAUGUCCUCUUCAGCAUGUACAUAGAGCUGAAAUCCCAGAAAAUCAAAAUCCCCUCGGAGAUGGCCACCAACCUCAUGAUCCUGCACAGUUACAUCCUAGUCAAGAUUCAUGUUAAAAAUGGAGAUCAUAUGAAAGGCGCACGUAUGCUCAUUCGAGUGGCCAACAACAUUAGCAAAUUCCCAUCACACAUCGUGCCGAUCCUGACGUCGACCGUGAUUGAGUGCCACCGAGCCGGCCUGAAGAACUCAGCGUUCAGCUUUGCAGCUAUGCUCAUGAGGCCCGAGUACCGCAACAAGAUCAACGCCAAGUACAAAAAGAAGAUUGAGGCAAUGGUCAGGAGACCUGACACGUCGGAGACAGAAGAGGCCACAGCCCCAUGUCCGUUCUGUGAAUUCAUGCUCCCGGAGUGUGAACUCCUGUGCCCCGGAUGUAAAAACAACAUCCCAUACUGCAUCGCAACAGGCCGACAUAUGCUGAAAGACGACUGGACAGUGUGCCCGCACUGUGAAUUCCCAGCUCUGUACUCUGAAUUUAAGAUGCUGUUGAACACUGAAAACACGUGUCCUAUGUGUUCCGAGAGAUUAAACUUUGCUCAACUGAAAAAAAUCUUGAACUGUACCCAGUACCUGCAAACAGAAGUGGAGCAGUGAGUGGUGACCCGGGCAGGGAUGUGUUCCUGAGAAACUAGCAUUUUUCCUGGGAGGCUGUUUCCACCCUGAAUGGAUUUGGAGGUGGUCUUUCCUGGGCACCGACAAGUCAACCACGGGGACUGUACUUUCCACCUCGGAAGAGUGGCCAGCAGCCGGCGAUGCUCCAUCUUUCUUUACUGCACUUUGUACAUUUCCUCUCCACAGUCUUUCAUAGUCUGUGCUCCGCACUGUUAAUAGCCGAUGGUAUAACUGUAAAUAUUUAGCUUUGAGACAACUCUUCUAUUUUAAACUCUCUCCUACAAACUAAAGUGCUGUGACUAGA
Molecule: messenger RNA, 4402 nt
Organism: Echinops telfairi (small Madagascar hedgehog)
Lineage: Eukaryota; Metazoa; Chordata; Mammalia; Afrosoricida; Tenrecidae
Gene: WDR19
Product: WD repeat domain 19
Exons: 37
Coding region: 52-4080 (1342 amino acids)
Biological process (GO): cilium assembly; intraciliary retrograde transport
Cellular component (GO): cilium; intraciliary transport particle A
Molecular function (GO): protein binding
Source: RefSeq, a predicted model, not a curated record